Molecule: messenger RNA, 1396 nt
Organism: Anopheles bellator
Lineage: Eukaryota; Metazoa; Arthropoda; Insecta; Diptera; Culicidae
Gene: Ccz1
Product: vacuolar fusion protein CCZ1 homolog
Exons: 3
Coding region: 1-1347 (448 amino acids)
Biological process (GO): vesicle-mediated transport
Cellular component (GO): Mon1-Ccz1 complex; intracellular membrane-bounded organelle
Source: RefSeq, a predicted model, not a curated record
AUGACUAAUCCCGUACUCAAGGCGGAACUCGCGCUCCGAAGUUUUUACAUUUUUAACACUGCGUUUGGCCCGAAGGAAGGCGAGGAGGAAAAGAAAGUGCUGUUCUACCAUCCGCAGGACACGGAUAUCGACAGCAAAAUCAAGGACGUCGGACUAAGCGAAGCCAUAAUAAAGUUCAGCAACACAUUCACUAACGAUGAUAGUGUGCAGACAUUGCAUACGCAGAAAAGCUGCCAAUUCUACUACCAACCCGAGCCCGGUUACUGGAUGAUCAUGACGCUGAGCGUUCCGUUCGAGCGAAAAACGCGUGAAUCGGGCGACUACAAUGAGUACCAUGGAGACGCGAUACAUGACACCAUCUUCCAGGCGGUGUUGCGACAGUCGUAUCGAAUGUUUCGCAUGUUCCACGGCACCUAUGGGGAGAACCGGCGACCGAACGAUGACCUCGAUGCGCAGGCGAACCUUAUCGGCAAACUGGAAUCUUUCUACCAAAGCUACAUACUUCACCUGCAGAUGAAAAAGUGCGAUGUCGUGGAUGCAUUCGGGAGCGUCCAGUAUUUGCCCCUCAAUCAGCUACUGUUUCUGAGGGUACAGAACUUUGUCAACAUGAUCGAGGCCACGUUCGAGCCCAUCAAGCACUGCAUUUUCCUGUACAGCGAUCAGGUUGUGUGGAGCGGCAUUAACCCGACCGACCUGUACACCAUGUAUGAGUACUUCCACAGCCCGAUGUUCGAUUUGAACGCCAGCCCUGACCAGGCACGCACGGUGUACGUUAGCGAAAAGGGCAAAACCAAGCGCUACACGCUGAUGGUGUGCCGGAAGGUGCAAAACAUUACACUCUGUCUGCUGCUCGAUUCGGCCGAAAAUGAACAGUCGCUGUACCAUGAGCUGAAUGCCGUCGUAAACCCGCAGCUAACGAGCAUUUCGUCCGACAUCGGAGCACACCUGCAGAGCGCCGGCGAAUCGAGCCACGGUUUCAGCUGCUCCGGCAGCAACAAAGAGGACCCGGCCAGCGCACCAAAGUUUAUCUACUUCAACGAGCUGAACCUACAGCACCGGGGAACGGUACCGUUAGGGCCGGCCCAGUAUCAGACGGUGGCCGGCACCAGUUUACCGAAUGACGUGAUGAACCUGAUCGUCGAUCUGCUGGACGAUGUGCGGGGGAACGCGACGAACGUGGCAGACGAAACGAUCGUCAAAACGCACGACGAUUACUGGAUCGUGAAGCGGAGUGUUUCGAAUGAAAGACACGUUUUCAUCAUACUGAACAAAAGCUCCACGCUGAUCGACGUGACCGAGGAGACGAAAAAGAUCCUGGACCAGAACGUAAAAGGAGUUUUCUUCUAGCUCAAUCCAUUCAAUCAGAGUUGUGCAGUCUCAUAAAAGUGCAUGCAAU